Messenger RNA from Laetiporus sulphureus 93-53, 2316 nucleotides. RefSeq lists its product as uncharacterized. The record is from RefSeq and is a predicted model, not a curated record. Bases 133 to 1998 code for a protein of 621 amino acids. Gene Ontology annotation, molecular function: protein binding. The transcript is spliced from 7 exons. NCBI's taxonomy places the organism in Eukaryota, Fungi, Basidiomycota, Agaricomycetes, Polyporales, Laetiporaceae.
GAUCAAUGAUGACCUUUAGUACGGGGCAACCAACACUUGCAUGUGUCAGCUGCUCUAACGCCGCUCCUCUCACUCAACGCAUUCGCUACGGCCUGAUUGAACACGUUGUCGAACGACUCUACCUCUUCUGCCAUGAGCACAAGGACUCGCUCAAUGCAAUCGCUCCCGCUAGAGCUUGUCGAAACCAUUCUGCUCUACUCAGCAAUUGGAGGCUUUCCGACAGCCAUAGCCUCUCUUGCUCAGACAUGUCGCUCGUUCCGAAAGCUCAUCUAUGACCCCGCAGACCACCACAUGUGGCGCGACAUAUUUUUCGCAACGUUCGAUGACCCGCGUGAUUCUCAGUUCUUUGAUAAUGCCGGAUUUGACUGGGGUGCGGAUUUCCGGCGAAUUAUUUGGGCUGAACGCUUUAUCAAGCGUCAUACGCAACCUCUACGUGUGCAGAAAGUGUAUAACCUGCGAUCCCGGACUGCAGCUACCUCAGUCGUCGAUCUAUCUCCGACGUACAGUACCGAGGACAGCGUUCGAGCGCUUCAGACAUUGAUCUCAGUCAUAAAGACAUGCGCGCCACGCCCCAGUGCUCCUGCAGUCAUGGUGCGGGAUAGGCAAGGAAAUCGCAUCCCUCCCGGCUCCCUUCUGCAUGGUCCGUCGCUCAACUAUGCGUAUUGGAACACACCCGAAAUUACCGCGCAUGUGGCGGCCUCUGCAUCGGCCAAUAUUCCUUGGCUACAGACAGUUCUCCGGAGGGGCCUUCCACCUGCACUCGUCGUCAAGGUAGCAGGGGAAUCACGGGACAGAGAGUGGGAUGUCACGCCGGAGGCACUCGCGAUUGGCGAGCUUAUAUGCUGCACAGGAUUCAUCCCAGUCCGGGAGCUACUUGAAGAACGUAUUGGGCGGCUGUCCUCAUCGUCGGCUUCAAAUUCGGGUCCGCCAUCAAGCUCUCGUGGCAUAUCAAGUCUGGACAUGAGUCUAGAGUCGCAGCAGAAGCGAGCGCGUUAUCGUGCACGCGAGGUCGUCUAUAAUAUUAGAUAUCUCGAGCGACGAAGGAAUUGGGGACCGUAUCUCCCAAUCUCGGAUGACGGGGCAGUGGAGAAGACGCCAUCUAAACGGUUACACCGUUUGUACACGGACAACUCUGACUCUGAUUCAGAGGACGAUACAGACUGGCUUCCCGGGAACACCGACGAGUCAACGUCAAUAUCCUCCGCUGUGACUUCCGAUGGUACAAAACCAAAGUCAGGACCAUCUACACCGCAUAGUGAUAGACCCGAACCUCCGACUCCUGAUAGAUUAUACCCUGAUUGGACAUGGUUGGCGGGUGCACGUAUAAUCAUGCAGGCGAAUUUGCAAGGUGAAGGAUUCACGCGCAUUCAGCAGUAUCUCAGAUGGGAUACUCUAAGGGAAUCGUGGACGGUCUUGAAACAUGGAGAGACCAAGACACAAAAUCAUGCAGCGCCCGAAACUGCAGAUUCCAGAGGGAAUCAGCUAGAUACUCAGUCGGACGGUGUUGCAGCACCAUGGGAUUGGGCAGGAGCAGAAGGAAUAUGGAGACGCGCUGUUUCAUGGUUCGGAUUCUCUGAUUUAGUCAAUUUCAACACGACCGAAUCUUCUGCCCGCGACAGCAUACAGGAGAACACGCUCAUCGUCCCUGUCAGGUUACGAGUCGUGGGCUACGGGCCUCCAGCUGUUCCUGAAUACCCUGAUCGCCCAACCAUUCUGAUAGAAGGCGAGACUGGCGGCGCCGACUGGGAAGGCCACGACGGAGAUGACGACGACGACAUCCGGAGAAUUCAUGGCACGGUGAGUAUGAUUGCGGACGGAAAUGUCCGCUGGGCCAUGUACACCAGUCAUGAGGAUGAUCCUACCAGAGAUCAGUGGAUACUGGAAGGGGUUCAAAUCGGCGUCAUCGGCUCAGAAAUAGGAAUGCUUGGUACGUGGACAGGUGCAGGACAUGAUCGUAUGGAUGCAAUAGGACCUUUUUGGCAGUGGCGAGUUGCAUAAGCGGUAACGGCCUGUAUAAGGUCUUCUUCUCGUUUGGGUGGUCCGUUUUGCCUGAACGAAUCAUGCACGCUUUUGCUGCGGAGCGAUAUGACUCAAUUGAGUGCUAGAGCGGAGCACCCAGGUAUUUGGCGUCUCUUCGGCGACUGCGCGCAUUGAGUCGUUGCUUCGGUUGUUCAUUCAGGCACUACUGUACAUAUCCUCAUAACUGUUGCGAUAUCGGGAAAUCACGGUUGAUAAACAGGCCCCUAGAAUUGUUUCUGUCCGAUAGCACUGUUGAUACUUGACACCUUAUAUUAAAUUCUGAGAUUCGCGGCUCAC